GCUUUAUAAAUUGUUGUUUUCAUGUUCAACGCUGCAUUUAGUUGGGUGUGUUCGCUUUAAAUUUCAAAGUAACUACAGAUACCUAAUACAUAAGUUAUUCAACAGUAAAAUCAGAGAUAUGAUGAUGUAUUCAAAAGUUUAUUUUAUUCUUUUUGUAUGCGCACUUCCAUCAGUAUUUUGUGUUCGUUGCUACCAGUGUGCAUCGUCACAGGAUAGCAAAGGAGACGAUACUUGUGGAGCGUACAAGAAAUUCAACAGAGAAAAUCAUAUAGCUGUCGAAUGUAGCAGUGACGAGUCUCACACGCCUGGAUCAUUUUGCAUGAAACUGACUCAACAGAGUCCAAGAGGAUUUAUAUGGGAUGGUCGUUGGCGUCAAGUCAUCAGACGGUGUGCAUCCAUAGCUGACAUUGGAGUGACGGGUGUCUGUAAUUGGGGUGUUUACCCAAACGGAGUGUAUUGGGAGGAAUGUUACUGUUCUUCAGAUGAAUGUAACAGUUCAACAUUCGUCACAUCAUCUUUGACUAUAGUUUUAAGUGCAACAAUUUUUGCCUUAUUGCACAAAAGUAUUUUGUAGUUUGUAGUGUAGUGUUAAGAAAAUUUUUACACUGUGCCUUUAAAAUGACUGAAGUACCAGGUAGACUAAGUAACUUGUAGUUUGUUGACCUUUAACAGUAUCCAUAGCUUAUGUGUGUUGGCAUCACAUUCUCACAUUAAGUAUCCCGUACUACUUGGCCGAUUGAUAUAAAAUUAAUAAUCUAUUUAGAUAAUAUAGAGGUAAUGAUGAUAUAAGAUGGAGAUUAUCCUGAAAAUGGGCUUGAUUUAUAUACAGGUAAAACUAUGUAACUAGUAGAUGGGUGAAGUGGCAGGGAACAUGUAAAAAAACAUAUUACAGUCAUCUUUUGUAGGAAGUUAUACUUUGAGGUGUUUACUUUAUUCAUGCCAAUUAACACUAUCAUGUUAAUAUUCAUUCCAAAGAAAGACUGCAAAAUAACAAUCUGUAACACAUAAACUAAUUUGUUAAAGUUAUGCACAAUCUAUUCAUUGUGUCAUCUUUUUAAAGACUUAAGUUCUUGUAAGGGAUGAGCUACCAACCUGUCAUUUAAAUUUAUUUAAAUGUCAAUUCGAUCAUAAGGUUUACAGUUGAAUGUGGCCUUUACAUAAUAUUCUUUUUCAAGAAUAGACGCCAUAAUUUUUAAUAGUGACACACUUUUUAAUACUUAGAUGAUCAGUAGAGAUAUAUUUGUAAAAAAGUAGAGGUUACUUAAUUUGACUAAGCCUAUUUCACUGAUGAACAUUUGUUAAAUGAUAUUUUAAGCUAUUUUGAUAUCAAUUAGAAUCUCAGUUGUUUAAGUAAUUAAAUAUUUUGUACAGUAUCAUUUUACGACUAUAUGGAAGUAAUGGCGAAAAUGUAUCUCUUAAAUUUUUUAUAAUAUUAUUUUUGUGCUUAUUUAAAAAAAAAUAUCAAUGCGUGAUAUACAUAAAUAAAUAAUACCAAUCAAUAUAUAUUUUAACAAUAUUAAAAAAUGUGCUCUUAAUAAGUUCAUAUUUAUUUAUGUUGGUUUCAUAAGUUGUGCCUAUAACCUAAUUAAGAUUCAAGCCGACCAUAUUUAGAAUUAAAAAUUAAGU
Amyelois transitella is the source of this 1626-nucleotide messenger RNA. RefSeq lists its product as uncharacterized. The coding region runs from base 119 to 574 and encodes 151 amino acids. Gene Ontology annotation, biological process: positive regulation of voltage-gated potassium channel activity; regulation of synaptic transmission, cholinergic; sleep. The transcript has 3 exons. NCBI's taxonomy places the organism in Eukaryota, Metazoa, Arthropoda, Insecta, Lepidoptera, Pyralidae. The record is from RefSeq and is a predicted model, not a curated record.